AUGAGUGGCUUAUUAAAAAUUGUCAAUCCUGUAUCACGAAGUACUUAUUCAAAAAUUAAUAAUUGGAACCGUCCAUUAAUUUGCACAAGAAACUUACAUCGAUCUCAAUAUUAUUCAGCUAAACAGAGUACAGCAGGAACAAAUGCAUAUUCAGUAAUUGAUCAUGAAUAUGAUGCUGUCGUAGUUGGUGCUGGAGGAGCUGGUCUCCGUGCCGCUUUUGGCCUAGUACAAGAAGGAUUUAAAACAGCAGUUAUUACUAAACUAUUUCCAACAAGAUCUCAUACAGUUGCUGCACAAGGGGGAAUUAAUGCUGCGUUAGGGAAUAUGGAAAAUGAUGAUUGGCGAUGGCAUAUGUUUGAUACUGUUAAAGGUUCAGAUUGGUUAGGGGAUCAGGAUGCUAUACAUUAUUUAACUAGAGAGGCACCUGCAGCUGUCAUUGAGUUAGAAAAUUAUGGUAUGCCUUUUAGUCGUACUGAUGAAGGUAAAAUAUAUCAACGUGCAUUUGGUGGUCAGAGCUUAGAAUAUGGAAAAGGUGGUCAGGCUCAUCGUACUUGUUGUGUAGCUGACAGAACGGGUCACUCCCUCUUACAUACUUUAUAUGGAUAUUCAUUAAAAUUUAAUUGCAAUUACUUUGUGGAAUAUUUUGCUUUGGAUUUAAUUAUGGAUAAAGGACAAUGUGUUGGAGUUAUUGCUUUAUGCUUGGAAGAUGGUACUAUUCAUCGCUUUAGAGCUAAGAAUACAGUUUUAGCUACUGGUGGUUAUGCUAGAGCUUACUUUUCAUGUACAGCUGCUCAUACUUGUACAGGCGAUGGUCAAGCUUUAGCAUCAAGGGCUGGUAUUCCAAUGCAAGAUAUGGAAUUUGUACAAUUCCACCCUACUGGUAUAUAUGGCGCUGGCUGUUUAAUGACAGAGGGUUGUCGUGGUGAAGGAGGAUAUUUAAUCAAUGGUUUAGGUGAAAGAUUUAUGGAGAAAUAUGCACCUAAUGCUAAAGAACUUGCAUCUAGAGAUGUUGUAUCUAGGUCAAUGACUAUCGAAAUCAUGGAAGGAAGAGGAUGUGGUCCAGAAAAAGAUCAUGUUUACCUUCAACUAUAUCAUUUGCCAGCUGAACAGCUUCAUGCUCGAUUACCGGGUAUUUCAGAAACUGCCAUGAUAUUUGCUGGAGUUGAUGUUACUAAAGAGCCUAUACCUGUGUUGCCAACAGUUCAUUAUAACAUGGGUGGAAUACCAACAAACUAUAGAGGACAGGUUAUUAAUCCUGAAAAUGGAGAAGAUAAAGUAGUACCUGGAUUGUAUGCUUGUGGUGAAGCUGCAUGUACUUCUGUUCAUGGAGCUAAUCGUCUUGGUGCUAAUUCAUUACUCGAGUUGGUGGUAUUUGGACGUUCUUGUGCUUUAGACAUUGCUAAAUGUAACAAACCUGGAGAUAAAAUACCACGAAUUAGUGAUAAUGCUGGCGAAGAAUCCAUUAAUAACAUUGACAAAUUACGUUUUAAUAGUGGAACAAUACCUACAGCAGACUUACGUUUAGACAUGCAAAAAACUAUGCAACUUUAUGCCGCUGUGUUUAGAACUGGAUCUACACUUGAUGAAGGCCGCAAUAAAAUGCAAGCCAUUUAUUCAAAGCUUAAGGAUAUUAAGAUAAAUGAUCGAUCAAUGGUAUGGAAUUCUGAUUUAGUGGAAUCAUUAGAAUUACAAAACUUAAUGACUACUGCACAGCAAACAAUUGUAUCUGCUGCUGAACGGAAAGAAUCAAGAGGGGCACAUGCACGAGAUGAUUUCAAAGAUCGUGUUGAUGAAUUUGAUUACAAAAAACCGUUGGAAGGACAAACCCAAGUACCAAUUGAAAAUCACUGGAGGAAGCAUACACUUGCAUGUAUUAAUCCAGACUCUGGAGAGAUUAAAUUAACUUAUAGACCUGUAAUUGAUCACACAUUGGAUGAAGAAGAAGUGAAAUCAGUGCCACCCAUGAUUAGAUCUUAUUAA
Macrosiphum euphorbiae (potato aphid) is the source of this 1980-nucleotide messenger RNA. Lineage: Eukaryota; Metazoa; Arthropoda; Insecta; Hemiptera; Aphididae. The record is from the annotation of a GenBank genome assembly.